Messenger RNA from Fonsecaea monophora, 3882 nucleotides. RefSeq lists its product as hypothetical. Gene Ontology annotation, biological process: cell motility. NCBI's taxonomy places the organism in Eukaryota, Fungi, Ascomycota, Eurotiomycetes, Chaetothyriales, Herpotrichiellaceae. The transcript has 3 exons. The record is from RefSeq and is a predicted model, not a curated record. Bases 1 to 3882 code for a protein of 1293 amino acids. Gene Ontology annotation, molecular function: catalytic activity.
AUGUCCUACCAAAAUCGACCGGAUGACGACGGCCUCGCAUACGGAGACGACUACUCUCAGUCUCGCGGGAGGGGUGGACAAGAUGGCACUGAUCGAUCAAUGCUGGGAGACACAUUCAAAAAGUUCAAAUCCGAGCUCGACAAGUACAAGACCGGUGGUUCUUCUUCGCAGAAUUAUGGCUACUCGGCCUCCGGCUCCGGCUCAAACCAGCAGUAUUAUGGGCAACAAGGUCCUAGUACAGGAUAUCCCCAGGUCGGUCAAUCUGCCUACCCCGGAGGCCCGCCUACUCAACAACCCCAAGGUCGGCCUGAUUUGACGUCGAAGCUCUUUGAUGGGUUGCAUAGUACUCUUCAUAGCAUCGGCUCAGAUGUCACAAACUUGUUAGGGUCUGGCAAUCGACCCCCUUCGCAAUAUGGGCCGGCGCCCCCAGGACAGGCCAGUUACGCAGGUUACCCUGGUGUGGCAGUUCCGCAAGGCAUACCGCCAGGUCCAAACCGCUACGACAGCUUCGCUUCAGAGAAGCCGGGUAAUGAUGUCAAGUGGUAUGUCGAUGGAUGUGGCUAUUUCUGGGCAGUUAGUCAAGCACUCGAAGGAGCAAAGCACUCGAUUUGGAUCCUGGAUUGGUGGCUAUCUCCUGAGUUGUACCUUCGUCGGCCACCCACUCAGAAUGAACAGUGGAGGCUGGAUCGAACACUGCAGCGGGCAGCACAACGCGGCGUCAAGGUCAAAGUGAUCGUAUAUAAAGAGGUCACCCAAGCUUUGACUCUUUCGUCCGCACAUACGAAACACGAACUGGAGAAGCUACAUCCCAAUAUCGCAGUCUUUCGUCACCCAGAUCAUCUCCCAGAUGCUCAAACUGCUCAAUCGUCCCUGAUAUCGUCUCUCCAAGCUCUAAAGCUUGAUGCUGCAGGUAUUUCUAAGCUUGGAGCAGAUACUCUCAAGGGAAUUUAUGGCGUGACGGACGAUGUCGUUCUCUACUGGGCUCAUCAUGAGAAGUUGUGCUUGAUUGACGACAGGAUUGCGUUCAUGGGCGGCCUGGAUCUCUGUUUCGGUAGAUGGGAUACAAAUCAGCACUCAAUCGCUGAUGCACAUCCUUCGAACAUCAACGAUAUCAUCUUUCCUGGCCAGGACUACAACAACGCUAGAGUCAUGGACUUCAGCGAUGUUGCACAACCGUUCCAAAACAAGCUCGACAGGACCAAGAGCUCGAGGAUGGGAUGGUCGGAUAUUGCCAUUUGCCUGCAAGGAGCCAGCGUCCAGGACCUUCGCCACCACUUCGUCGAUCGUUGGAACUUCAUCUUCGAUGAGAAAUACAAUGUCCGCAAAGACCAACGCUACUACAGACUACUUGACGAUUUCCCUCACCCACCGACUGGUCCAGGUCAGCGACCUCAACCACGUCCACAGUCUCAAGGGCAACCCCAACCUCCUGCCACGGUUGGUGGAUUUGCCCCACCUCCUGGAAGUCAACCAUAUACGGAACCGGCGUGGCAUACAACCGGCAGGCCACACACACCAACGCCAGGCCAAUACCAAAGCCAAGCGGGAACAGACACCGGUGCAUAUGGUGGUGCGGCAAUUGCUUCUAUCUCGGGCACACAAGUUCACCAGCAGCCUUCGCAGGGACAGUAUGGUCAAACCACCCCCUCUGUUGGCCAAGGAGUUCAACCGCCGAAUCCAAUCCAAGCUCCGCCUCAGACCUCUACAGGUACCUACGGCCAGGUGCCUCCACCUCCGCCACAAGCACCAUCGCAGACUUCCGCUGGGGUCUACAGCCAGACUUCCCCCCCUCCCUCGCAGGCAUCGCAUCCAGCUUCUUCUGACCCCUACAGUCAAGUGUACAGCCCUCCACCACAGGCAACUCCACAACCAGCCACAGGUACUUACGGCCAAGUCUCCAGUCCCCCACCGCAAGUACCCUCAGUUCAGCAACCAGUGAACACUGGGGCGAGCUAUCAACAACCACCGACCCAGGCUUUUCCACAGAGUUUCCCUCCUCCACCUCCUGGACCACCUCCCCAAACAUCAACCGGACCGACUCAGACCUAUCCAGGAUAUCCGCCACCGCCCAGUGCAGAGCCUGCUUAUGCUCCCUAUCACCAAGGCCCGACGGAACUUUCGUCGCAGCAAUCGCCACCACCAUCGUACCAGCACCAAUCCUAUCAAGCUUACCAGCAGACCGAUGCAGGACAAGCUCGUGGUUUUGAUGAAUAUGGGCAAGAGUUGAGCAGAGGCUUCGGUGAUUACGGACAGGGUAGCGAGUCUGAAAGAGGCAUCCGAGGCAGAUUUGACCAAUACAAAACCGAGGGCAAACUUUUGGGCCAGCAACUCUCGUCGAUUGGCACUGUUGUUUCAAGUGGACUUGGGGAUAAAGCACACCAACUUCAAGGCAAAUACCUUGGUGGUACUGACUCCUAUGGGCGCCCAUAUAACCAGCCACGACCCGUCAUGACCUGUCAAGUCCUUCGGAGCUGUACAACGUGGAGCAAUGGAACUCCCCUCGAGCAAUCUAUCCAGAAUGCAUACAUCGAUGUGAUUCGGAACAGUCAGCAUUUUGUCUACAUUGAAAAUCAAUUCUUCAUCACCGCCACCGGCGAUCAACAGAAACCCGUCAAGAAUCUGAUCGGCCAGGCUAUCGUUGAACGAAUCAUUCGAGCAGCCAGGAAUAACGAAAAGUACAAAAUUAUUGUGGUCAUUCCGGCGGUGCCAGCAUUUGCAGGCGACCUGCGGGACGAUUCUUCACUCGCCACUCGAGCAAUCAUGGAGUUCCAGUAUAACAGCAUUAAUCGUGGUGGACACAGUAUCAUGGAAAAGAUUGCGCAGGCUGGUUUCAACCCCAUGGAUUAUAUUCGAUUCUACAACCUCCGGAACUACGACCGAAUCAAUUGUGGCAAUGUCAUGCAGCAAGUCGAACAGCAAAGCGGAGUCAGAUACGAAGACGCCCGGAAACAACACGAUGAUGCUGUGGGAGCAGGCUAUGGACAAUAUGGUGAGAAAACGGGGACCACUCAACUAUCUCAAGCCCCGCAAUACCAGCAGUACCAGACCACGGCACAGCAAAUGACCACUCCAGGAAGUGGUCGGUGGGACAGUGUGGCGGAAUGCUACAUGCUCGGCGGCCAAGAUAUACGCACGGUGCCUUGGGACGGCCCUCCGGAAGCUGAGCUCGACGCGUUUGUUAGUGAAGAGCUAUACAUCCAUUCCAAGUGUCUCAUCGCGGACGAUCGAAUUGUCAUUGUAGGGUCUGCCAACCUAAACGACCGAAGCCAACUCGGAUCACACGAUAGUGAAAUCGCUCUGCUGAUCAACGACUCAACGCCAAUCCAAUCCUACAUGAGUGGCCAGCCAUAUCAGGCGAACAGCUUUGCUGCCUCUCUGCGCAGACAGCUGGUCCGGAAACACCUGGGGUUGCUCCGACCACAACAUUUCUUCAGACCUGACCCCAACUUUGAUCCCGUCGGGGUGCCCAAUGUGUAUGAUUGGGGUUCACCCGAAGACAAUGUUGUGGCAGAUCCUCUCAGCGAUACUUUCCAGGCAUUGUGGAACAGUCGAGCAAGAACGAACACCGAAGUCUUUAGGAAGGCGUUCCGCGCGGUCCCUGACGACUUUGUGAAUACGUGGGCCGAUUACAAGGAGUUCUAUGAGUUCUUCUACCGGCGCGCCGAUGCUGAAGCUCAAGGGAAACCCAGCAAAUUGCCACCCCGGGUGGAGUAUGGCCAUGUAGUCCGGGCUGACUUCCCUAGGGGAGUGCAGGAGCUGAAGGAACUGCUAAGUCAGGUCAAGGGUACUCUUGUGGAGAUGCCAUUAUGUUUUCUUCAGAAUGAGGACAUUGCUAAGGAAGGGCUGACUUUGAAUGCGCUGACUGAAGAAGUCUAUACAUGA